Messenger RNA from Limulus polyphemus (Atlantic horseshoe crab), 2331 nucleotides. Its product is annotated as rho family-interacting cell polarization regulator 2-like. The transcript has 13 exons. The record is from RefSeq and is a predicted model, not a curated record. Lineage: Eukaryota; Metazoa; Arthropoda; Merostomata; Xiphosura; Limulidae. The annotation marks the transcript as partial.
GAUGUCAGUCAGACUUCUCCUAGCGUGAGAAUUUAGCUGGUAAUAGUGACCCACAUGGGUAAAGUGACCUUCAGGUAAGCUCCCGCCUGAGUACACGGCAAAAAGCCGUUGUUACUCGUGAAAGUUUGUGUCUGAGAACCCGAUAACUCCGAACUUGUCUAACGAACUGUUUGCACCGCACGAGACACCACGUACGUGUAUAGUUUUGUCACUGUAACUCCGGCACAGCUCCACUUCAAAAUACCACCAGUGCGCCAGUUCUUUCCAUACUGGACAUCAUUACGCGUACAGUCGGCUCUAAAUUUAGGUGUUAACGCAGAAAGGAAGGGUGUAGAUGAUAAAUCAGUGUAUUUAGUGUGAAAAUCUUGUACUCAUCAGUAAACUACUGAACAUCCACGUAAGCACUGACAUAAAAACAGAUUUCCUGAUUAUGUUAAGAAUUUCCCAGAAUUCCUCUACGCUCAAGUGGUAUUGGAAUGAUAGAUGUGAUACACAUCCAAUGGAAACUGAGAACACGGAAUUUUGGAACACCAGGACUCAUGGUUUUUGUGGGAUGCCCAUAAAUGAGCAACUUAAAACAAGACACUCUUCUGAUCCUACACCAGGAGAGUUGUCUCACAGCAGGUCAAUGAUAGGACUUUUUUCUCAUCGCCAACCAGUAUCUUCAGGUGGAACACCUACAGGGUCAUAUACAGAUGGCAGCAGCAUUAGUGGUGGAAGUAGCAGUAAUAGUAGCACCCUUUCUUAUGGUUCUGUAUUAGGUCACUACUACAGCCCUAAUACAACACAACGAGCAUUAAAAGUCUCGUCUACUUGGUCAAGCAAGCGACCCAAAGUUCCUCGCCCAGAACGAGCUUUAGCUAUAUUUCAGGCGGUGAACAAUGGACUCAGGGAGUGUAUUAAGCUAACUCAAGAUGACAUUAUGAAUCUUAGGACUUCAGCAGACAGCUUUUCAACUAACACUCAGUUCCAGGGAAAGCUCUAUGAAAUGGAGAAGCAGUACAAGACAGCUGAGAGAUAUUUAAAAAGACUGGAGUUUCAGCUGGUAAAGCUUGAAGAACUCCAAGAUCAGUAUGAAAUUCACCAGAAGAUGAGGGACGGAGUUUGUACAAUGGCCUAUGCUUAUGUUAUGUCACAAGGAAAGACAAAAGAAUCUGCUUUACACAGUGUUCACUCAGGUUAUAGAGAGUGCAGUGACAUACUGUGCAACAUAGAGGCUGAGUUGGAACAUAUGAUGGGAACAAUGUUAUUUGAGAUGAAAGGCAUACAAGGCUUUGCACGUUUAUGUGCAGGAGACGUUUUUGAAGUUACAAUUAAGAAUGCUCAUCAAAAAUGGAAAACAAAAGGCAAGGUCUUGAAGGAUGAAAAUCAAGCGUGGGAUAACAAAAAUGUUAUAUUUAAGGCACACAUUGGUGAAGUAUUGUUUAUUAAGGCUGUUGAAGUGAAAGGUUUUGGAAAGAACAAAACUUUAGGACACAAACUUUGUGAUACCAAGGAUCUUUUUAGUGCUUACCCUCAACUCAUGACUGUUAAUCUGAACCCUAAUGGAUCACUGAAACUGAAUGUUGUUGUAACAUGGAAUCCACUGCAUACUUGUACAGAAGACACUGUAUCACAACCUAUGCUGCCUGUAGGAAGUAUGUUAAAAAGUUCACCAACUAGUAGGCAGCAAGAAGAAUAUAACAGAUCUUCAGGUUUGAAUAGGCCUACUUUCCAUCACCAAUCAGAUAAAACUGAGAUGCUGCAGGACUUCAGAGUUGAUCUUGGUCGCGCUUAUGCUUCUGCUCCAAACUCCACUGUUACAACACCUGAAACUGAAUUUGUAGAUCUGCCAUCAAGCGUUCAUUUUCACUCAGCUCUUUUAUGCAGAACUGGAAGUCUUAGCAAUAGUAUAGGUGACAACAGACUUUAUCAAGCACCAAAAGAUUCCAUAACAACUUCUACACUGACAAACUCAUUACAAUCCCAGAAAGCAGAUCAACCACAUCUGGAAGUAGUAGAGACAAAAACCUCACAAGAAAAGCUAGGAAUCCAGAAUGUAAACAGUUCCGAGCAUUGCAGUAUAGGCGACUCACCAGUUGAGUUCCAUCUGAACAGCAGUAACUUGUAUGCAAUUGUAUAUAACUUAGGAGCAUGCCUAGAGGACAUUCAAGGACAAUACCCAGAACUACUACUUUUAGAGCAGACGAUAGGAGAGAUGGAGAGAAUAUUCAGAAAAGAUGUUUACAGUGCAAAGGGAUCAACAGGUUCCGUAGUCAGUGUGUCCGUUGAAAGUGCCCUUGAAUGUUUUGAUUUUCUCAACUUGGCACUGGAUAGUGACUCAGAUCAAAG